Molecule: messenger RNA, 1736 nt
Organism: Fomitiporia mediterranea MF3/22
Lineage: Eukaryota; Fungi; Basidiomycota; Agaricomycetes; Hymenochaetales; Hymenochaetaceae
Product: galactokinase gal
Exons: 10
Coding region: 70-1641 (523 amino acids)
Biological process (GO): carbohydrate phosphorylation; galactose metabolic process
Cellular component (GO): cytoplasm; cytosol
Molecular function (GO): galactokinase activity; ATP binding
Source: RefSeq, a predicted model, not a curated record
CGACUCCCGUCCAUGCUCAUAAAUCAAUAAAUAUCCUAUUCACGGUCGUUAGAGUUGAACAACACCACCAUGGCCGCGAAUGCUCCUGUACCUGUGUAUACAUCUCUGGACCAAAUCUUUCCGGACCGUGGCAUUCUGCCAGCACAAGGAGCACGGUACAAUGCCCUCGCUGAGGAGUUUGAAAGUCAUUUCGGCAAGAGGCCGACGUACAUUGUUAGGGCACCUGGACGCGUAAAUCUGAUAGGCGAUCAUAUCGACUACUGCCUAUUCGGAGUCCUUCCAGCAGCCAUCGAGAGCGACAUCCUCAUGGCCGUCGGUCCUCGAGACGUAGAUGACGCAGGCCGAGUUACCGUACAAAAUAAGGAUAGCAAAUAUACAAGACAGACAUUUGCGCCCGUGCGAGUUGCUGGAGGAGACUGGUCUUUGGAUAUCGACAAGACGCAGUUGAGGUGGGAGAGCUAUGUUAAGGCGGGGUAUUAUGGUGUACUAGAGAAGUUCUUUAAGAACAACGAUGAAGUUCCUCGACCGCUUGACUUAUUGGUCACUGGUUCUGUGCCCUCUGGAUCGGGGUUGUCUUCAAGUGCGGCGAUGGUCGUUGCUUCUACGCUUAGCUUCCUAGCCAUAAACGACAAGCUUGAAGGCCUCUCAAAGGGUGAUGUCGUAGAAAUGACAAUAAAGAAUGAGACGAGAGUAGGUGUAAACAGUGGAGGAAUGGACCAAUCCGCAUCCGUAAUCUCUUCCGCCGAAGCAGCCCUCUACAUCUCCUUCCAUCCCAAACUCUCCGCCGAACCAAUCCCACUCCCAAUAACUUCCCCACGCUCCGUCUUCGUCUGUGCAAACUCUCUCGUCGUCUCAGACAAAGUCGUCCACUCACGUACACGUUACAACCUCCGCGCUUUCGAGAGCCUCGUCGCCGCCCGCGUGCUCGCGCACCAACUCAACAUUCCAAUUGGUAAAACGGAGAAAUUGACGUUGCGGGAGUUCUUGGAUCGUUGGAUGGGUAUGAAAGAGGGUGAGGAGGUUGGUUUAGAGAAGUUGAUGAAGGGACUCGAGAAGAUUGAAGAGAAGUUAGGUGUUUUGAAGCUUGUGGAGAGUGAUGGGAGUGAUGGGACGGAGGUUGGUGUCAAGCUCCAUGAGAUGGUUAAGUUAUCUGGGUUGAGUGGGGAUGAGUUCCAUGAUGUUUAUUUGUCUUGGGUAAAUAUUGAAGCAGAGUAUUUCCAACUCUACAAACGCGCUAAACACGUAUUCUCCGAGUCCCUACGGGUCCUACAGUUCCGUGAAGUCUGUCUUCGCGCAAAAGAUUCUUCCUCUUCCUCGUCUUCAUCGGAAGAGACACUCCGCGAACUUGGACAUCUCAUGGACGAAUCCCAGAGGAGUUGCUCAGAGCUAUGCGACUCGUCCUGCCCUGAAGUGGAUUUGUUAUGUCGACUUGCGAAGGAGGCGGGGGCGUAUGGGAGUCGGAUUACUGGCGCGGGAUGGGGUGGAUGCACGGUCUCCCUCGUUGACGAAGCGCGUGUCCCUGAGUUUGUUGAGAAACUCAAGAAGUCGUACCCUCCGUACCACGGCCUGAAAGGUGAAGAGCUCUCUGAGGUCAUCUUUGCAACCAAACCCAGUAGCGGAGCGAGUGCUUAUAAGCUCUGAUUCAUGGUAUGAUCGCAGUACUGAUGACGCAAUUCCCUGAAGAGUCUGUAUUUAUAAUGACGAUAUAUCCAUUCAGAAUUGGAUCUCUGCCAAGC